AUGGAUGGGAAUUCAUCUCAAAAAGUUGUUGUCACUCCUCCAACUAAUAGCAAUUAUAAUACAAGUUCAGAUAAUUCGUUGGUUAUACAUGAUGAUGUUGACACAUUUUUCUUAUCUCAAUCAUCCGGAUUAUCAGAAGAUAGUGGUAGUAUAGUGUCUUAUCCUAAUAGUGAUGUUAUGAAUUCAUUAGUAGCUACACCUGAAAUUUCAUAUCAAGAUGAACAUGAACGUAAAGUUCCAAUCAUGCCAGCUCCUGUUGAUGAAAAUGAAACUGAUCCACCACCAAUUUUUAUUAUUAAUAAUGAAUGUUGA
This is a messenger RNA of Entrophospora sp. SA101, 312 nucleotides long. The record is from the annotation of a GenBank genome assembly. Lineage: Eukaryota; Fungi; Glomeromycota; Glomeromycetes; Entrophosporales; Entrophosporaceae.